This is a messenger RNA of Acanthopagrus latus (yellowfin seabream), 6340 nucleotides long. Its product is annotated as ribonuclease inhibitor-like. Gene Ontology annotation, molecular function: protein binding. The record is from RefSeq and is a predicted model, not a curated record. The transcript is spliced from 8 exons. NCBI's taxonomy places the organism in Eukaryota, Metazoa, Chordata, Actinopteri, Spariformes, Sparidae. The annotation marks the transcript as partial.
UUAAAAUAUGAACACAUCUCAUUGGAUUAUAAACAGAUUUUUAUCUACAUCCUUUAUUCUUUAUUCAGAUUCGGGGGGAAAUGCAGUUUGUCAGACCUCAAAUGUGCUUGUCUGGUCCGUGGUUUGAAGUCUCGACUCACCCAUCUAAUACACCUGCCUACGAGGCCCAAUGAGGAUUCACUUGUGAGGCUGCUGUGUGAUUUUCUGGAGAGUCCACUCUGUAAACUAGAGACUUUGAGAUUGAGGGGCUGCUGGUUGACAGAGAUCAGCUGUGCCUCUCUGGCCUCAGCUCUGAGGUCCAACCCCUCCCAUCUGAGAGAGCUGGACCUGAGUAAGAACCAUAUGCUGCAGGAUUCAGGAGUGAAACCGCUGUUUGAGUUUCUGCAAAGUCCACACAGUAGACUGAAGAUUCUGAGAUUAAGUCGCUGCUGGUUGUCAGAGAUCAGCUGUGCUUCUCUGACCUCAGCACUUCAGCCCAACCCCUCCCAUCUGAGAGAGCUGGAUCUGAGUCACAACGAGCUGGAGGAUUCAGGAGUGAAGCUGCUGUGUGAUUUUCUGCAAAGUCCGCAAUGUAGAUUGGAGACUCUCAGACUGUGGAAUUGCAGUUCAUCAGAGAUCAGCUGUGAUUCUCUGACCUCAGCUCUGAAGUCAAACCCCUCCCAUCUGAGAGAGCUGGACCUGGGUAACAACAACCUACAGGAUUCAGGAGUGAAGCUGCUGUGUGAUUUUCUGCAGAGUCCAAACUGUGGACUGAAGACUCUGAGGCUGAGUUGGUGCAGUUUGUCAAAGAUCAGUUGUGCCUCCCUGGCCUCAGCUCUAAAGUCCAACCCCUUCCAUCUGAGAGAGCUGCAGCUGAGUAACAACAAUCUCCAGGAUUCAGGAGUGGAGCUGCUGUGUAAUUUUUUGCAAAGUCCACAGUGUACACUGGAGACUCUGAGAUUGUGGGGCUGCAGUUUGUCAGAUAUCAGCUGUGCCUCUCUGGCCUCAGCUCUGAACGCCAACCCAUCCCAUCUGAGAGAGCUGCAGCUGGGUGACAACAAGCUGCAGGAUUCAGGAGUGAAGCUGCUUUGUGAUUUUCUGCAGAGUCCACACUGCAGAGUAGAGAUUCUGAGAUUGUGGAGCUGCAGUUUGUCAGAGAUCAGCUGUGCUUCCCUAGCCUCAGCACUGAACUCCAACCCUUCCCAUCUGAGAGAGCUGCAGCUGAGCGGGAACAAGCUGCAGGAUUCAGGAGUGAAACUGCUGUGUGAGAUUCUGCAGAAUCAACGCUGUAGACUGGAGACUCUUAAAUGGAAAUAGUCUCUUUAAGGAUGGUGGUGUGGAAAGGAUCAGCCGUGUCCUCAUAAUCCAGAGAGGCUGAAACAGCAGAAUCAGCUGAGAUGACCCUCAGUGCUGCGGCCUGAACUGCUCUCACUGGAGAUUGGUGUCAGACAAAACGUCAAGUCCACCAUGAUCCCUGUGUUCCUAUGACAGGGUUAUCAUCAGUGGAUCUGGACUGCUUUGCCGCCUUGUUCUUCUACACAGUGUCUGCAGACACACUGUGAAUCCUCCACUCCACCUGCUCCAUAAUCAGUCGCCUACUCCACUUGGAACCUUGACGAGGGAUAAAAGCUGUAGAAAAUGUGGCUUAUACUGAAGCUUCAAUGAGUUCCUCUGUUUUGUUGCAACCUAGAUAAUGUUAAACUGUUUCAUUUUAGUCAAUUAGAAGUUAUGUCAUUUGACUAGUUAUCAGCAAGCAAGUAUACACGACUCCUUAAUCUAGUAUUUAGACCUGGAUAUGGUGGUGCCGCUCUUUAAAUUUCAAAAACUUUCCGAAAGCCAAAGAAAGUGAUUCAAAAAUCUGUGACAUCAUUAUAAUGUAAAGCCUACUGGAAGACAGGAAACCUGUGGGAAGGACAUGUAUGAGAAAUUCUGCUGCAUAUAUUCCAUGGGAUACGUAAUCAGGAAUUAAACCUGGACAGUAGAUUUUUUUUUUUUGGCUCAUGCACUAACUGAGCAAUUCUCAUUGGACUGAAUUGGCGCCAUCUUUGGGUUCAGUAUCUAAUUCUCCUUUAAAUGUAUGACUCUAUUAUCACAUUCAUUGGUAAUUUCACUUACCAUUAUUCAGAUCUCCUCUACUCUUGAUUUGUUACAGCAUAAGAGGCAGGGAGGCCACUUGAAGAGUCAAGAAGAAAGUAAAAGGGGAAUUAAAUGACAUGAACUUUAAUGAGGUGUCUUCUGUGGGUAAUUGCAAUAUAUUACAUUUCACAAUUAGAUGCAUCACUUUCUUUAAAAAAAUCUGUUUGUGAUCUUUACCCUGAUUAUCAAAACUAAUACUGCUACAAGUUAAUGGUAUCUUGAUAAAAAAAAAAAUGCAUGCAUUCACAGACACUGUGAACAACUGCUACAACAAUCUAAAUAUUAACUGCAAUUAAUUAACUAAUAUUGACAUUGCUACCUCUGGCUAACGUUAGGGAAGUACGGUAUGCUGAGCUCAUACUGUGCAACUACAGAAACACUGAUACCAUUAGAUAACAAUGGUGUUAUACUAUUGGCUCACAAACCUUGUAAGAAGCUGGAACCAAGUGUAAGAAUUCAGACAGAGAGAUAAACAAAUGAUCACUUUGGACCCAACAAAAUUUUAAAAUGAUUCAUUCACAAUCAGAACAGUGUUUUAAAGAAAAGAAAGACCUAUAUUCUGCACCUUUCUACAAGCUUUGUAGAUGAAUUAUUUUUUUUAAAUGACUUAAAUUGAAUGAAUUAUUUUUUUAAAUGACUUAAAUGAAUGAUCGGGCUACAGCCAUGAAAAUUGUACUGAGGGUCACACAUAAUCUUAAAUUUACAGCUAUCAAGCAGCAUUUGUUGAAUUAUUGAUUAUAUUAAAUGAUGUAUGUAAUUGUAUUUAUACAACCCAAUCUAACAUAGAAGAAGAGUAAUAAAAAACAGCACUGUCAGAUAAUGAUGUAAAUGAUGAAGACUUUGAGUUUGUGGUGUUGCACUGGAUCGCAUUAUCCUGCACUGGUGUUGACAUUAUUGUUUCCAUUGCAAUGCGUUUCCUCGCUGUCUGAUCUCCCACUUAUCACUGACUUCAGCACAGGUCAUGUGUGAACACAAGGGGGCAGUGCAGGCAAAGGAAACAGUGACAAGGCAAACAGCAGGUGGCAGCGAACCAAUCUAACGUUUCCUCCACAGAGAAGAGUCUCCACAGGAUUUAACUGAGGCUGAACUCUCUCAGACACUGACGUCAUCUAAGGUCACACACUUGUUUCCAGUCACCUCAAAGCCUGAAUAUAACUGGCAGCCAAAGAACAUUCAUGCAACUAUUCUUUCUACUGUUUUUUUCUCCCUUCUCAGGUGUGAAGGGUUUUUUGCUACCAGUUUGUCGCAGUCCUCUGCUUGUAAUCAUGUCUUCCUGUCUUUGGUCUUCGCUUUACAUACUAACAGUUUCCAUUUUAACAGUAUAUACAUUUAUUUCCUUGAUCAAAAAUAAGAUAAUUCAUAUGCUUCUACUAUUUGUCUUCUGUUAUUAGGAGCACGUCCUGAUUUGAAAGGACCACUUCGCCUAAAAAUGUAAACUCAGUCAUUACUCAAUCAUCUCCUCCCCCCAUGCUGGUUCAAAGUCAGGUAAUGUUGUGGUCUACAAAACAUUUCAGAGGCCAAAAAACAUACAAUGGCUCCCGACAGCUCAUCCAAUAUAAUAAAACACACUGGAAGCCCUGAAGAUCCUAGAUAGAUUUGAAAAGUUGAAUUUAAACCCUUGAUGCAAGGUCGGGGGAAACAGUGGUAUGUAUAAACCCGAGCCCUAUAUUUACAUGUUUUGAUGUAUAAAUUAUUAAUACUAAAACGUAACUGUGCCAUAAUCCUUUGGGGCAACUCCGACUGUCAAAGUUUCUGCCACUCACAGGCUGCGGUUGUUAUUCUAAAUGUUUGACAUCGUUGCAGAAAAAAUAUCCAUUGCUAUAGAACUGUUAAUAAGAUCAGUUUUGUAAUCUUGCCUCAUUUGUGUUCUUAGAUUUGAAAUAUUUGGUGUGUUCUUGAGGUAUUAAAAUAUUUUGUGUAAACCAGCUCAGACCUGCAGUGCAAAACCAGCUACUGGUGGAAUCAAUACGCUAAAUUCAACUCAUUAGAUCUAUGGGUGAUUCAGAAUUUGCCCAGUGUGUGGCCUUUGAUUAUGAAAACUAUCUUGCUCGUCUUUCUUUCAUUCUCCGUCCGUCUCUAAUGCUGCUUUCCUUUUCUUACAGCUGAAUCUCUCCAGCACACACAGCCUCUCCUCUGUUUGCUGUAACCCAACAGCAGCAUCAGCAGCAGUGAUGGUGGUGGAGGUUUUUACAGUGAAAUAGGCAGGAAAUGGAGGGCUGAUGAAAUAUUAAUGUGGAAUCUUGAGAGGUCCAAUGAAAUCCAUUAGGAGGCUCAAAUCAAUGGGAGAAGUAAGUAACACCAGACUCCCUCCUCGAAUGACCCUGAUGAAAAUAACAGAGUGGUGGAAAUACAGAGUAUCUGCAGUGAAUAUGUGGAAGAAAUGUUAACAUUUCCUUCCUCUCAUAAAAUGCAAAGAUGCACUUGUACAACAGUGAAAACUUCCUGAAUAAUAACUAUUAUAGUCAGGUAGUGCAUUAUAGAGCUCUAAUGAAAUGUCUGAAUUAAUCAGAUGUUUUCACUCACAACCAAUUCCUCCAUGUCUGAUGGGGCGUGGAGCAAUUACAGGCAAAAUACUAGACCAGCAGCUCCUCGUGCUGCAGGCCAGGACCUCCCAAAUGGCUUCAAGAUAUUAAUUCAGAUUUUAUUGAGAUAUUAAAAGGGAAAAGAAAGGAAAAGAAAAGAAAAGAAAAGAAAAGAAGAGAAAAGAAAAGAAAAGAAAAGAAAAGAAAAGAAAAGAAAAGAAAAAACAAAUUCUGCAAAACAAAAUUCAGUUUAAAUCUUCAAAAUUUUCAAAAUCUUUGCUUUUACUUUCAAAAGACAGAGGAAUCUAAAAAACAACUUAACAAAACAAUCAUGCUUGUAGCUGUAAAAUAAUAUGAGGUCUGUUUGCUAUUAAGCUUGCAGGACUAUGAGUAUACAGUAAUGCUAGUGGCUCUGUGAUGCCAACUCACAAAUACUAAAGAACACUUUUAUGUUGACCUCGUAAAAUAUGUUGUAUCUAUAUUUUAGCAUGCUUAUAUUUGCGUUUUUAGCACAAAAUACAAAGUACAGUUGAGGAUGAUGGGACUGUCAAUGUUUUUGCAGGCAUUUGGUCAAAAGCCAGAAAGAGAGAAAAAUGUUGCCCUGAUGAUAGACAUCGAUGAAAAAUCAAAGGAUCACCAAAUUCAUUCGGUUAAUUAAUCCUGAGGGGAACAUUAAUAUGUGAACUACAUUUUACUCUAAACCAUCCAGUUGUUAUAUAUAGAAAUAGACAUAACUGCUUGUUAAAUGUGCAAUAUGUAAUUUUUGGCGGGGUCUUUCAAAACAAUCAAACCAUCAAAACAAAAGAAGUUCGCUGAGUGUUGUGUUGGGAGAGCUGCUGCCCAGCUGCUCAUCUCGGAGAGCGAAGUCGCUGUGUAUGUUCGAGCCACCAUCUUCCCUCCGAGGAAGAUCUUUCUAGCACUUAAAUGAAUAACACGUCAACGUCAUGGUGGUCCUGGAGGAAACGAUGUGUGAACUCCAAAUUAUCUGGAUGUGCCAAAAAUCACAUUUAAGUCUGGACCAAAAAUGAUGGGAACCAGUGGACUGGACCAUUUAGAAUAAAACUAAAACCAAUUAUGCUUUUUUAACAACAACUGACAGUUGCAUUAACACUUGCUUUUACUGUUGAGCACUAAUUAGACAUUUUUUUCAAACUUUCAGAGCCCAUCUUUAAAAAAAAAGCAUCACUAUACUUCAGUCCUCACCAGAAUAGAAUAAAACCCUCCUGAGAUGCUCUGAGUUUAAAUGGUUGGCUCUUUAACAGAAGCAGUAACAGCUGAGAUCAAAUGACAUCUACCAGAGUACAACGAGCAAGCUGCUGGAAACGUCUCUGCACCGUACAUCCCAUAUACAGUUGUCGAUAGGCCCCUCAGGGAUCUUGGCUUCCCCACAUCUACAUAUAUCAUCGUUUUCCCAACACAGCAGAAAUCUAAACCGGCAGACUCAAGACACUGCGUUUCCUUUCUCAUCUGCCUCUCUCCUCCUCAGAUUUUUUAAUUCUCUUCUCCACCUCCUCAACAUCCUCCUGCUUUCUCUCACUGCCAGUCUUUCUCUUGUAGUUGCCUCCAUUUCAUGUACAGCACAUGAUUUUAACAUGGCAGACAGAAGUGAGCAGACGACACCUCAGCUUUUUCCAUCAUGUUUAAUGACCUGACCUCUUUUUUUGUUACGUGAGUUCCCGUUUUAUAAAGAGUCUUUACUUGUG